AUGGAGUUCUGGUCCGCGCGGAAGCUGGGCGCUGUGCAGCGACGGCUAGUGCUGGGCGGUCCGCCGUCCGUGCCGCCGCCGCCGGGGGCCACGCGGGCGUUGGGCGGCCCGCCGUCCGCGCCGCUGCCGCUGCCGCCUCUCGUGGGCCUUGAGGGCGCCGGCAACAGCGCUGACAGCGCUGGGCGCGCCGCAGUGUUCGCUGGAAGUGAAUUUAUGGAGAGUGUUCGCUUUCAUGUUAAAUCAUGGUUACCUGCAAGAUCUAUUGUCCUGGAGUGUUUGCUCUCAAGAGGGGAGGUUGACCCAAGUGGAGAAAUCAUGGUUUUGGAUAGAUUCUGCCCGUGGAAGCUUCAUCUUUUUGAGCUUGAAGAGGAGCUGAAGAUUGAUCCUCUGACCAAGUAUGUGCUGUAUCAGGAUGUGAGGAGCCAGAGCUGGCGAGUGCAAGCUGUCGGUGUUGCUCCUGACAGGUUCGAGAGCCGAAAGGCUCUGCCGUGGAGGGGCAUGAGAGAUGAUGAACUGUCUGCCGAAACUGGCAUUCCCGGCUGUGUGUUUGUCCAUAUGAGUGGUUUUAUCGGGGGCAACAAGACCUACGAGGGCGCGCUGGAAAUGGCAAGAGCUGCUCUGAAAUGCUGAUUUUUUGAAGCAAAACAUCUAUCAGUAACAGUCUUUACCCAUGUUAGCGCUGGUUUAGUAAACACGAGUUUCAGCAACACAUUAUGCAAUUUUGGCGUAGCUGACAUGAGUCCUCAUCUUCUGUUAUCCUCAUCUUACGGAAGAGAUCGAUUUUUUGGCAAUCUGGUGAUGAUUUGAAUGCGGCAGUUUUAUUAAAAUGAAUGGUGGAACUUAUUCAUUUA
Molecule: messenger RNA, 851 nt
Organism: Panicum virgatum (switchgrass)
Lineage: Eukaryota; Viridiplantae; Streptophyta; Magnoliopsida; Poales; Poaceae
Product: MYG1 protein C694.04c-like
Exons: 5
Coding region: 1-630 (209 amino acids)
Cellular component (GO): cytoplasm; nucleus
Source: RefSeq, a predicted model, not a curated record